This is a messenger RNA of Vicia faba (fava bean), 303 nucleotides long. The record is from the annotation of a GenBank genome assembly. Lineage: Eukaryota; Viridiplantae; Streptophyta; Magnoliopsida; Fabales; Fabaceae.
AUGUCGUCCGGCGUGGCCAACAACGAGGAAGACAAGAAGCCCACUGAUCAGGGCGGCGCACAUAUCAACCUUAAAGUCAAGGGUCAGGAUGGGAAUGAAGUGUUCUUCAGGAUCAAGAGAAGCACUCAACUUAAAAAGCUUAUGAAUGCAUACUGUGACCGUCAAUCUGUGGACUUCAACUCCAUUGCUUUUCUCUUUGAUGGGCGUCGCCUCCGUGCAGAGCAGACUCCCGAUGAGCUUGAAAUGGAGGACGGGGAUGAAAUUGAUGCCAUGCUUCAUCAGACAGGAGGUUCUGUUGUCUGA